This is a messenger RNA of Synchiropus splendidus (mandarinfish), 1218 nucleotides long. Its product is annotated as paralemmin-2. NCBI's taxonomy places the organism in Eukaryota, Metazoa, Chordata, Actinopteri, Syngnathiformes, Callionymidae. The transcript has 3 exons. The record is from RefSeq and is a predicted model, not a curated record. The coding region runs from base 166 to 786 and encodes 206 amino acids.
GGAGUCGGAGCCAGGCAAUCUUCACCAUCAGAACGGAGGCACACAGCUGCGGGCUCUCACCUUUGACAUGGGGUGUUCAUCACAGGAGCAUGUUUGACAUCUGGGGCCAGAGUAAGAGCCCACUAAUUUACGGAAGCUCUGAACUGCCAUGGUCACAGAGGACUGAUGAAGAACCAAGGCAGCACGGCCAGCAUUGGCUUCCCCUCUCCAACAGGAGACAGCAGCGUCCAGGUGUACCAUGACUACCAGAAGGUGGCUUUUAAGAUGAACCCCGGAAACGGCCAUGUGGUGGACGGUGACCCCAGCCGCAGGAGGGAGCAGCUCUGUUACAGAGAGGAGGCGGACAACAUGUCUCCUGUCCUCAACAGCCACAGAAGCUCCCCCUGGAUGCUGGACUCGAGCAGCCAGGCCUACUCAGGAGCAGAGGACUCCACUGACGCCCAGGAGACCAUGACUGAGACCUCCACUCUCACCUACAUGGAGGGCAACAUCAUGGAGGACUCAGGGCAGAACAGUCUUCAGGGCGUGGAGGUGAUCCAGCUGAAGGAGUUUGUGCUGAUCGAUGACGACGACGACGGGGACAUGUCCCUGCGGGAGAAAACGGUGAUAGACCUGACGGUGGCGGACAGGAGGGCGGCCGAGCUGGUUUGCGGCCGCCUGCUCUCCACCUCCAGCGGCUCCAUGUCAGAGUGCAAGGAGGAGGCUCUGAGUCCAGAGUUGACCCCUGUGGAGGAGAGAGAGCCGCUGGCCACGUCUCAGCGCUGCUGCUCCUGCUGCAUUCUAUGACCCAUCAGGAGGUCCAAGGUCUGGAUCUCCAGUCCUCACAGUGAAGCACAAGACUCUCGGCCUUUACAGAACUAUUUUGAAUAUUAGAGUCAUUUAGAUUUGGUAUCAGUGUUUCUGUCCAUUAUCUGGUGAGAAUUUCAACGACCAUUUUGAAAAAAAACUUUGUAUCAUUUUGAUAAAUAAGUGUGUGCACACUCCUUGACUGAACCCCAUGAACCCCAAACGUUCACCUCCCAUUCCGUGAUAGAGACGUGGAAUCACUGUGCUGUCUUGCUUCUUCUCUGACGGAUGUUGAAAGUCAGCUACUGUGACUGCAUCAGGGUCAGUAUUCACUGCAAGAUGAGGCACUCUGUGUCUGGGAAAUCACAAGUAUUGUACUUGUCCAUUACCUCCAUGAAAUCCGCCCCUCUGUUAGCUUUUAAAUAAAGUGAU